AUGUGCAACCCGAACUUCAACGACAUCUCCCUCCAACACCGUGGUCGGGUGUUGACAGCGUUCAGAAACUCUCUCGACCGAGACAACAGCCUCACAGGCGAAAUGCGCCUCGCCAUCGCAAUGGUUAUGUGUGCAUUGGAAACCAUCUCAGAUGGAACGAGCAUUGGCUGGACAUGUCACGUCGCCGGUGCCGCAGCAUGUCUCGACUCAAUACGCUCUUCAAGAAACUUGAGCUUUGAAGCGAAAUGGCUACUUCGCUUCUUCGCAUACCACGAUAGCUUGACGAGCAUAUCACUUAAUCGAAAGCCAUUGUUAACUGGCGAUUAUUGGAUGUCUAGCGACGACGCUUUGGCAGACCCAUAUUGCGCUUAUGCGCCGAGGAUCAUCUUCUACUUAUCCGAGAUAAGUGUUCUCGGCACAACUGAGUCUGAUGACGAGGUGCUACAAAAGGCCUACGAUAUUGCGAAUGGUCUUACGGAGUGGAGGUGCAAAGCUGGUAUCACGAGCGAUGAGCCUCUCGCGUUGUUGAGCGAAACGUACCGCAGCGCGGCAUUUAUAUACCUUGAUUCAGUUCUGACGAAACGUUUUCCGCGGCAAAUUGUUACAGACAUAAUACCUGUAGGGACUUCGACACACAUUGAGGCUAUUUCGACGUUGUCGGACAGAAUACCUCAGGGCGCAUUCGCCGAAUGCUCUUUACUCUUUCCUCUCUUUGUCGCUGGCAGCAGAGCCGAGAAUGCAAGGCAAGCUAGCGUAAUCCGGAACAGAUUGGUAGCAAUGAAUAAGUGGAGGAAGUUUAAGAAUGUCGAUGCAUGUAUUGACGUUCUUGAUGAGAUUUGGGAGGUCAAUGGACCAAGAACAGUCGCAUGGCAAGACGUCUCCAAGCAUCGUGGAUGGAACCUAGCUCUGUUUUGA
Messenger RNA from Fusarium coffeatum, 915 nucleotides. RefSeq lists its product as uncharacterized. The record is from RefSeq and is a predicted model, not a curated record. Gene Ontology annotation, cellular component: nucleus. Lineage: Eukaryota; Fungi; Ascomycota; Sordariomycetes; Hypocreales; Nectriaceae. Gene Ontology annotation, molecular function: transcription cis-regulatory region binding; DNA-binding transcription factor activity. The transcript has a single exon. Bases 1 to 915 code for a protein of 304 amino acids. Gene Ontology annotation, biological process: positive regulation of transcription by RNA polymerase II.